CUUCUUCUUUAUCUACAGUAAAACCUUUAAACAGUUUGGACGACGUUCUGUUUUAUUAUACCAUCGUUUAAACGUGAUCUGGAAAGACAAGCUGUUACCCAAACCCUUAUUUUGGGAUGGUAGUAAUCAGUGUUAAGUGGCACACUAGGAGGCCAACGAGAGAGUUAACAGUGAGCUCUGUGAUUCAUGCCCUGCCCAUACUGCUUUCCCACACACAGUCUGAGGAAGUGAGAACACUACUGCACAACUUUAAAUCCAGAUCCUUCUGUGUGGCUGUUACCGAGGGAUGACAAAACUUCUAGAGUGUGGAAUUUGUCCUACAAUGCGAAUUAAACCAUGAAGGCACAGUUCGGGAUUAUUUGGGAUGCUGUCCGAGUGUUAACUGCACUUUGGUCUGUGUUCAUUGUUCACACGGUUCUGCUGGUCCACGCGCAGGAUGGUGAUGGGUGUGGACACACAAUCCUGGGUCCUAUGAGUGGCACCGUAGCCUCUCGGAACUACCCUGGCACGUACCCUAACCACACGCAGUGCAUGUGGAGCCUGAAAGUGCCUACAGGAUACACACUGAACCUCAUCUUUGGAGACUUUGACCUAGAGUGGAGCAAGGACUGCAAAGCUGGCUCUCUCACCAUCACUGAGAAAUCUAAAGCCUUCACUUUGGGACCUCUGUGCAGGCAUCUGGUGGCUUCAGAAAAGAACAUGUUUUUGAACAGUAGUGAAGUGACACUGCACUUUGUGUCUGGCACUCACCGGUCUGGAAGAGGUUUUCUGCUGUCCUACUCAACCAAUCAACACCCAGACCUCAUAUCAUGUCUUCACAGAGGAAGCCACUUCACCUCCCAGCAGAUUAGAGCAUUUUGUCCUGGGGGAUGCAAGGAUGUGGCAGGGGAAAUCUGGGGUCAGCAUGGGCAAGGCUACAGAGAUACCUCUGUGCUGUGCAAAGCUGCAGUGCAUGCAGGGGUCAUAACAGACAGCCUGGGGGGAAUAAUUAAUGUGACCCAGCAGAGAGGCAUCACGCUGUAUGAGUCAAGUUUUGCAAAUGGAGUACUGUCCAGAACAGGGUCAUUGUCUGAUAAGAGGCUAGUCUUCAGCAGAGCAUGCGACAGCGUGCUAGCAGUUAUGACCUACAACGCGUCCUCCAUGUCAGAGGAUGUGGACAGCCCGAACUGGAUUCCAGAAAAUGGGGUCUCAACAGUCCAGUUUGUGAAAUGGCACACCAGCAUUGCGGAUCAGCAGCCAUGGCUGGAGCUGGAGCUCUUUAAUCGGAGCAGCGUAACAGGAAUAAUAACAGAGGGAGUGUCAAAAUCUUUCAUCAAGACUUACACAAUCAAGUUCAGCAAAGACCGCAAAACAUGGAAAAUGUACAAAGAUGCAACCAGCAAAGAAAAAAAAGUGUUUGAAGCCUCAUCUGAUGGUCAAAACACUUUUAACAGCCUGUUUCCCCCAAUAACAGCCCGCUACCUCCAGAUCUGGCCUCAGCUCUGGCACAGCAGAGUCUCUGUACAGGUCCAAGUACUCGGCUGUCCGUUGUCUGCGUUUCGACCUCGAUCCAACAUUGGUGGAUCCAGCGCACUGAAUCCAGUUCCCACAGAAACCGUGCUGCUGAGUGAGUUCUCCACCGAGAGUCCUGUGGUCAUACACUCGAGCCAAAGCUCUAACCUUCUAGUGAUAUUAGUGGUGGGUUUGGUUCUGUGUUUGGCUCUGUGUGUGUGGUGCCUGUUGGCUGUACUGUUGUGGAGAAGAAGGAAAAAGGGUGCGCCCAUGAAGAAGUCAUGCCUUAACAAAGGUUGUCAGAGUGUCCACGGGACAAAAUUGCCAUAUACAGAAUCAGAGCUUGUGUCCUACCCUCUGGCUAGGAACAUCCAUGAUAGCCUCCCUAACCCUCCUCUCAAUGACUACGCUGAGCCUGAUGUUCUCGCAGGUGGACAGAAAGUGGGUGUCACAUUCCGACCACCUCUGGAUCAGGGCUACACCGUUCCCUUUUCCAUUAACCAUUAUGACACACCGAAUCAACUUCCUGAAUACGCCGAGCCCCUGCGGCUCGAGCCAGAAUACGCCACACCAUUCAACGAGCCGGUCGUCGAUCCCUCCAUUCCCACACAGCUAAAAACUCUGCAGAACCUUUCUCACCUUCACACAGCAGCCCCCGGUACCUUACAAUAUGACUGCCCUUCUCAUCGACGCCUUUCUAAUGGAUACUGCACUCCUUUUAGCAAUGGUGCAGCAAACUACAAGCAACCCCAGCCUGUAGAUUUGGUUGUGCCGCAUACAUAUCACAAGCCCCUUUGAGCGCCGAACAUUCGGCUGUAAAUCUUAUCGGCAAAGGUCAUGUUUGCAGUUUUCAACUGUAAAUAUUACAAGUUUCCAGGGUACUGUGAGAAAUAAUGAAUCAACUGUGUCUCCUUUGAGAAGCCUUGAGAAGUUGCACAAAUAUAUACUGUAUUUAUUAUCGUUAUUAUUUAGAAAUAAAAUAAAAAAACGGUUUUUUUUUUAUACAGCUUUGUUAGGUGGGGUUUUACAGAAGCCCAUGGAUUCACUUCUACACCAUUCUUACACACAAGUGUCUUUCUCUCUGUAUUGCCUUGUGGUUUAUUAAUGAUUAUAAGAUUAUAAGACACAUAGCUGCAGAAAAGUACAGUUGGUGACAUGCACUGUAACUACAGCUUUCCUCAUUUUAUGGACAUGUUAAGGUUUGUUUUACACUCAUAAUUUAUGUGUAUCCUUGUUUAAUUCAGCCUUGUGUGUAUAAAAGAAACAUUGUAUAUCCAAAGCAAAUAUCAAAUGAUCUUUUAUAACAGUGAAUUAGAUUUAUGUAUUAAGGGUGCAAUACCACUGUAUGUGUUACUGACUAAUGACUUUUAUAUGAAGUUCAGAAAUGUUAUUCUGUGAUGGACCACUGACCUUUUUGUGACCUGUUUUUACAAGUGAUUUUUCUUGUAUCGAGACUAAUAUUAAUAUACACAUAGUGCAUAUUAUAUGUGCUGGUGAUACACAAGUAUGCAGAGGUACAAAAGUUGCUAUAUUGACAAAAAAUACAUAAAGAUAUAGUACUUUUCUAGAAAA
Molecule: messenger RNA, 3063 nt
Organism: Silurus meridionalis
Lineage: Eukaryota; Metazoa; Chordata; Actinopteri; Siluriformes; Siluridae
Product: discoidin, CUB and LCCL domain-containing protein 1
Exons: 15
Coding region: 337-2289 (650 amino acids)
Source: RefSeq, a predicted model, not a curated record